Ostrinia nubilalis (European corn borer) is the source of this 870-nucleotide messenger RNA. RefSeq lists its product as uncharacterized. Gene Ontology annotation, biological process: DNA replication, removal of RNA primer. Gene Ontology annotation, molecular function: RNA-DNA hybrid ribonuclease activity; nucleic acid binding. The record is from RefSeq and is a predicted model, not a curated record. The transcript has a single exon. Lineage: Eukaryota; Metazoa; Arthropoda; Insecta; Lepidoptera; Crambidae. Bases 1 to 870 code for a protein of 289 amino acids.
AUGUUUACUGACGGCAGCAAACUGGAUGGAGGAGACGUCGGCUGCGCCGCCGUCAUAUACCUACCUAACGGCAAAACCAUCUGCCUGAAACGAAAACUAGGCCGCACCACUUCAGUAUUUAUAGCUGAGCUAACUGCCAUUGAGACCGGCCUAAAGUGGUUAGUAACAUCAAAAUGGCACCAAGAUGUAACCAUAGCGACAGAUAGUCUGUCGUCGCUUAAAGCCUUACAGGAUCGGGGAAACCCUGACCCAUCAGUGGUUUCCAUCCACACUGCGCUCAGACUGGUCAGGCAGAACCACGGCACAAACGUGAAAUUCAUUUGGGUCAAAGCCCACUGUGGUAUAGACGGUAACGAAGCUGCCGACAAAGCUGCAAAAGAAGCGGCCUCUCAAAGGACGGCCACCAGUGUGAACGAGUUCCCAAUUUCGUUUGCAAAGUACAUCAUCAGGAAGCGUACGCAAGCCAAAUGGCAAGAAGAAUAUGCCAGUGCCGCUAUACACUCCAACAUAUUCCGAUGGUUUACAACAGUGGGCGAGAUUGCGGAGUUCCGUAAGCAUGUGGGGCCGUCCUUUGAAAGCUCGCAGAUUUUUACUGGCCACGGUUUUCACAAAUCCUACCUACACCGCUUCAAGAUCAUAGACAACCCCUACUGCCCCUGCGAUGACUCCAGCUUACAGGAUAUUGACCAUCUCAUGCGAGACUGCCCAAUAUUUAGCAGACUCCGGCAUGAGCACGAGAUGACAUGCAACAAUUUACGGAUUGACCCCUAUAAACCACAACAAAUCAUAACAAAAUCCCAACCAAUCGUCACGUUCAUAGCCCUCAUUAACUCAAUAGUCCAUCAACUCAAGGGGAUCAACAAAACAUAG